CACACAGAUCAGGUUUUCCAGUCAUCAAGUGCCUGUCCUCGCUGCAGCUGCAUUACAUUACAUUUCUUCGUCUCCCUUUUAAGCAUAUUAUUCUAAGGUGCGAAAGAGAACAAGUGGAUGCCUGACUGCCUGACUGGACAGGUUAAAUGCGAGAACGCAACCCCCGGAAAUGCCAAUAGAAAAAACUCGACCAUAAGCAGAAGCAGAUAAAGCGCCUGCAUAAAGAAAACAACGAUCAACAAAAAACUAAGAAACAAAACAACAUAAAAGAACCAGUGCUGCGUGUAUUUGUGUGUGUAAGAGAGUUGAACUAAAUCAAUGCAGCUUUCUGCACUGGAACUGCAGAUAAUACACACACACAAAUCCAAAUACACCAAAACACACACAUGCACAUAAUAUUUGGCACAAAUUGAAUGAAUGGAAUAAUUAUGUUGUGAUGGGCUCGUGUUCGUGUACACGGCGACACUUUCUGCUGUCAACAUGCUUCCUGCAAAUGAUAACGAUUAUCGAACGCCAGGUAUUCGACUUUCUCGGAUAUAUGUGGGCGCCCAUAUUGGUCAACUUUUUUCAAAUAUUAUUCAUCAUAUUUGGCUUCUAUGGUGCAUAUCAUUUUAGAAUCAAAUACAUUAUAACCUAUUUAUUAUGGAACUUUGUGUGGAUCGGCUGGAAUGCGUUUUUAAUAUGCUUCUAUUUGAAUGUCGGCAGCCUGGAUAAGGAUGGCGAUUUGCUUAAUAUGGGCACUGGCAGCGUCUCCUGGUUCGAGGCGAAUGGCUAUGGCUGUAAGCCCACCUAUAACAUCACCUCGGAUGAUCCGUUUCGACCUUUGAGGCCGGAGCGCGUGGAGGAUUGUCUGUUGGACUAUACGCUCGUUGAGGUCAUACAUUCUGGUGUACAAUGCGCGCUGGCGCUGCUGGGCAUACUUGGUGCGAUUCUAAUCAGCUGCAUAUUUCUCGAUGAGGAUGACAGAUUCGAUUUCAUGAACGGCGAUGCGAAGAGUCCACAGCACACCGUCGUCCAUCCAAUGUACGUGAGCUAUACAAGUAUACCAACAACGUCUGCAAGCGCAACAAUGCAAUCAAAUAAGCAUAUGCAGCAGCAGCAGCAGCAACAACAGCAGCAGCAACAGCAGCAGCAGCAGCAAUACUCACUGCAAUUCUAUCAUCAACACAGACACAAAUCGAGCAACAACAACAAUAGCAACAACAGCAGCUACAAUAAUACACUCAGCAAUGUUCAUCAACAGCCACAAGCACAGCAAGCAAAUAACCUUAAUGCAUACCAACCACAUUUAACCCACACAAGUGGCAACAACAACAACAGCAGCAGCAGCAACAACAACAACAACAACAACAGCAACAGCAGCAAGAACACUCGCAGCAAGUCGCAGCAACCACAACUGAACCACAUUGAGAGCCAAAACAAAGAGCAACAGCAGCGCAAGCGUCUCUAUCAAAGCAAAUCACCUGCUUUAAACUCUGUCAGCCCCAUGUCCCUGUCCAUGUCCAUGUCCAUGUCACCGCAGACAACCUCCUCGCUCUCAUAUGCCUCGCUGCAGAACUCGAAUCCACAGCUGAGCAACAGCAAUUAUAGCAUUUGCAAUGAUACGUCCAGUGGACAUUUCGCACGCAUUCAUCAUAAGCCCAAGGCUCCCAAAUCUUUGCCAGACAUCAAAUAUGCCCACGUGGCUUUGGCCAGACUCUCACGCAAUUUGGAAGAGGAUGAGGAUAGUUUCUCGUUGCACAAUUUAUCGCCCAAUGGCGACAAUGGCGUGACCUAUGUGCCCUUUCAGAGUCCCACACCCAAUAGCUUGUUUGUCGAGAAUAAUAAUGUGGGCACGCCGCACAUAGCCUUCAGCUCUCAUCCACAACAGGCCAACAACAACAACAACAACCAUUAUCCAUAUGAGCAGCAUGGUUUGCCUUUGCCUUUGUCAACCAUUUCCAGCUAUAAGCAACUGCCACGUCCCACACAAAUACCGCUGCCCACUGUGCCCAUACAUAGCUGCCAUGUCGAGCCAGAACCGGAGUCGGAACUAACCCUGUCGCCUCCGCCUCCUCCUGUGCCACGUCCGCAUAUCUUUCAGCCACGUCUGGGUCAAGCGCCCUACCCUGAUCUCUCGCCCGAGAUAGCCGAAAAAUAUGCCAUGCCCACACAGCAUGUGCCCAGUGGCUCGCCCAUGGUGCGUCGCAGUCAGCGUCGACCACGUCCACAUCCAGCUCCGGCCAAUUUCUGUGAUCAGAUACGCGACACACCACCCGGCUAUAUGUUGCGCGCCCGUAGCCAAGAUCAGCUGGAGGAGCAGCAGGCACCAUCGCAGUCCCAAUCGCAAUCGCAAUCGCCAUCGCAGUCAGCGCCGCAUGUCAAUCGACGCAGCGGACGCAAAGCUCGUCCGCGCUCCUUUUGCAAUUCCAUUGUGGGCGCCCAAGCCUAAAAGCAUUUCACACACAGAUCCUCAUUGUGCUGCAUUCCUUUUGACCAAAUCUUAUAGACUUUUAGAGAUUAUUCAGGCGUUACUCGCUCUUAUUUCAACCGAAGCUGCAGUUGUCUCUCUCUCUUUCACGCUCUCUUUGACUCAAGUAUGUUCAGCUCCUUUACAACUCUUAGUGUCUAUAUAACCAUCUCUCUCUCUCUCUCUCUCUGAUAAACAUAUAUAAACCUCUACUGCGGGUGCUGGGCCAGAUUUGCCGCUUGUGUGUCAUGUGUUUGUCCAUACUAACUAACUGUAUAUUACGAUUUAGUAUGUGUUGUCAUCUUUUUUGUUGUGGCUAACAGAGUUUAAUUUUAAUACAUACUACGAGCACGACCUAGGCACACUAUAGAUAGGGACAGAUUACGCGUGCUCGCUUUAAGUGCAAUGCAAGAGAAUGGUUUCGACUUCCAAAAACUGUUUCCAGUUACAGUUACUGAAAAACAAAAACAAAUAUUGAUCUGUGCUCAGUUUAGAACUGUUCCCAGCUGCAAUGUUAAGUAACAAGCGUUGAGAACAGUUACAUGCUUAGCUGUAGACACUUAAACCAACUGUUCACAGUUGUUUACUGCUGUUCCCAGUUUCAGCAGGGAACACACCAAUACUUAGCUCUACUCACUUUAACGAAUUGUUCUCAAUUGUUCACUGUGUUACGGUAUAGCCACAUUUUAAUGAACUGUACCCAAUUGUUGUCUGUUUAUAUGCUGUUGUUCGCAGUUCGAGUUUCAGUUUGAGUGUAGCGUAGAUUGUAGAUUCACUGAAACAAACUAUACCCAAUUUGUUCUAAGUAAUCUAUAGGAACAGACUAAUACUAAACUGUACUCACUUUAAGUGUCAUAUAAGUCACAGGAAUUGCAUUAAUCGAAGCUGUUCCCAGGAAUUGCUCCCGCAUGAUAUCGGAACACUCUCAAUUAUAUCGAAUUCCAACUGCUCCAAUUGCAGCUCACGCAAAUGGAAAACAGAAAAGUUAAUUUCUUACACUUAAAGAAAUUUAAUCUAGAAAAAUGCACAAAAUAACGAACAUUUUCAUUAUAAUUAAAUGAAAAAGAAAGUUAAAUAAUUUUUUGCGUCUAGAUUUGCCUUGCAUAGCACUUGAAGUGGAUAAAAAAUAACUAGAUUUAAGCUAAAUAUCGGAUGCCUUGAUAGCCAUUCACUGAAUUAUGUGACAAACACAAAACAAAAUACAUACAUACAUACAUACGCGCUCUCAUAUGAGACUUUCCAUAAUGGCUGCAAACAACAUUAUGAAAUGUGAUAGAAAAAUGUUACAAAAAAGAAACAAACACAACAAUUGAAACGAAACGAAACGACAUGAAACGAGAUAAAGAAAGAAACUAUAAACUGGGAAGGGAAUAUAAUGGGAAGAUAAACGUAACGCUAAGCGGAAAGUCCAAAUGCCUUCAUAAUUUUAUGUUCAACUGUGAUACUACAUAACGAUAACAAAUUAUUAAAAACACACACAAAAAAAUGUCACAAAAAUUGUUA
Molecule: messenger RNA, 3952 nt
Organism: Drosophila hydei
Lineage: Eukaryota; Metazoa; Arthropoda; Insecta; Diptera; Drosophilidae
Gene: NKAIN
Product: sodium/potassium-transporting ATPase subunit beta-1-interacting protein
Exons: 6
Coding region: 437-2431 (664 amino acids)
Biological process (GO): regulation of sodium ion transport
Source: RefSeq, a predicted model, not a curated record